Messenger RNA from Mercurialis annua (annual mercury), 1817 nucleotides. RefSeq names its product kinetochore protein NUF2 homolog. The record is from RefSeq and is a predicted model, not a curated record. The coding region runs from base 73 to 1419 and encodes 448 amino acids. Gene Ontology annotation, cellular component: Ndc80 complex; kinetochore. The transcript has 11 exons. Gene Ontology annotation, biological process: mitotic spindle organization; meiotic chromosome segregation; attachment of mitotic spindle microtubules to kinetochore. Gene Ontology annotation, molecular function: protein-containing complex binding. Lineage: Eukaryota; Viridiplantae; Streptophyta; Magnoliopsida; Malpighiales; Euphorbiaceae.
AAAAUUUAAUAUUUUCUGUUUGGUAGCCGAGAAAGAGCAGUAGCAAAUUGAUCCUGUUUGUAGCCUAGUAAGAUGUCAAAAUUCGACUACCCUAGACUAUCCAAACCACAAAUAAUCUCAAUUUUAGCAGAAUCAGAAAUUGCAGCUGUCACUGAGAAUGAUCUCAAAAACCCUAAGAUGGAAAUUGUAUCGGAUCUUUAUACCCGACUUCUUAUCCACCUCGAUCUUCUCAAUGAAGACGAUCAAGGGCAAGUGGAAUUUGCUGCAUUAGAGCAGCUAGAGAAUCCGGAUCAUCAUACGGAUUCCGUUCGGGUAAUGACAUUGUUUGUUAGGAUAAAAGAGAUGACUAGUUUGGUGCGUUGCCCUCUAAAGUUUACUCUUAAAGAUCUUUUGAGGCCUGAAGGAGAUAGGCUUGAAUUGUAUCUUAGUGCAAUUCUCAAUUUUUGUCUUCACAAAGACACAAAGAUGAAUGUACUGAGACCAUUAGGGGAGGAACUGACACUUCUUGAUGAGCAGAGAAAAGAAUGGGAGGAUAAGAUUUCACAGUUGAAUGUGGAAAUUGCUGAACAUAAUGCAGCGAGAGAGAUAGACUUGCCACAGGUUCAAGAAUUGGAUGCCAAAGUUAAAGAGUUGCGUCAGACUGUCUCGGAACUCAACAAUCAUCAGAGCUCACUGAGAGCUGUUUCCCGGAAGUUGAAAGAGAAAGCUGCAGAAUUGGAUAGAGAGAUUUCAAAAGCUGAAUUUGAUCUGGUCCAAAGUGUUCAAGAAAAUGCAAACUUGCGAUCCAAAAUUGUUCAGUCGCCUGAUAAAUUGCAGAGGGCUCUGGAAGAGAAGAAAUUAGUUCGUGAAGAGGUGAAGAAUGCUGAAAGAUUAGCAAUGCAGUCGUUUCAGGAGAAGUCCGCCAUUCUUGAAGUUUAUACCAAGACUCUCACAAAAAUGACAAAGCACUUCAAUCAGAUGCAGGAAAUACAGGAACAGGUAAACUCUGCAAAAUCCAUUGAAAAAGAUCACAAGGAGCUAAAAGCAAAGCUGAGUAAUGACAGCAUGUUGGACAAGAAACUGGAUGCCGUAUUGGCUGACCGACAAGCAAAAGCUCGACAGUUAGAUGAGUCAAGAAUGGCGUUAGAGAAAGAAAGAGAUUCAAAGUGUGAGGAUGCUACCAAGGAAUUUAAUAACGUUAAGUCAGAAGUGGAAUCUAGGAGGGGUGAUCUGGAGGCAAGGCAAAGGAAGGUUGAAGCUGUAUUAUCUGAGGUUGAUGCCAUUACUCAAAAAACAAACUCGGUAAAAGAAUCUGGAGCUGCUAAAGUGCAAGAAUUAGUUGGUAAAGGCGAAGAGAUUGUGGAACAGUUUGAAAAGUACAGGAACUCUAUGGGGCUGGCGCUGCAAAGUGGUGGCAGUCAGGAUUCAGGAAGUAUUUAGUAAAGUUAUGUGAGUUUCCUUCAUAAUAAGUCUAGUUAGGUUGAUUCAAUAGUUGUCGAGACUUGAGAAUUUAACUUGUUAACUAAGUCUAGCUGCUGAGACCUGAGAAUUUACCAUUUGUGUAGAAGCUCAUAUUUAGGUUAAUUUAAUAGUUUCAUGUAUAAAAAAUACCCCAACAUGAUAGGUUGCUUCAACAGCCUAUCGUAAUUUACAGUGAAGAGCAAUUACAUGGUGAUUGUUGAGAUUCAUAUAGAAGAAUGAUUUGAAUUCUGGCUUAUGCUUGGUCAAUUCCACUUGUGGGUUAGCUUAAGGCAAAUUUGUGCAGAGUUCUAUGAGAAUGUAUUUCUUACUUUCUUGUGUUAUAAGAAACCAUAGGGGUAAACUCCCUUAAGUUUGAA